UCGAAGAUCGGCGGCGAGGAAUUGGCGCGGGAACUGGAACCGUGGAGGCCGAGCGGACUUGAGCACUGUUUCUGGCCGAGGCUCCAGAGACCGGAACUGUUCCUACCCUGGUCGGAGCUCCAGAGACCUGCAGCGGCCAUCUGGACCCUGGCCCACGGCUCUAGAGACCGGUAGCGGCAGCGUUAUCGACACAUCCUAACCCCCAACCCGGACUCUUCACCGUACUGUUCAAGAGGCCCAGUCCCCGGCCCCAGUGUCUGACCUGUUACAAGCGGUAGCCGCCGUCCCGGACAUCUCGACGCUAGAGCGAACACACAGGCAGCACCAUGCCGCCCGUGGUAUGUCCCGGGCCCGGCACCAGCACGCUGGACUCGCUGGAAAACGCUGGGCGUCUGAUCGACAAACACUUGCAGGACGACCGGCUGUACCCUGACCUUACGGAUCUGCUUAACGUGCCGAACUACAAUAAUCCAUCGCUAUCAGGGAUGACUGAUAUGGAUUAUCCACUGCAAGGACCUGGUCUGGUUUCAUUACCCAAUCUCCCAGAGAUCAGCCCAAUCCGGAGAGUACCACUCCCUCCAGAAUUGGUGGAGCAGUUUGGACAUAUGCAGUGCAAUUGUAUGAUGGGUGUUUUUCCUGAGAUUGCCAAGGCAUGGUUGACCAUUGACAGUGACAUCUUCAUGUGGAACUACGAGGAUGGGGGUGAUUUGGUUUACUUUGAUGGGCUGAGUGAAACAAUUCUGUCAGUGGGACUGGUAAAACCCAGAGUUGGAAUAUUCCAACCUCACAUACGACAUUUGCUGGUACUUGCCACUCCCGUUGACAUUGUGAUCCUUGGUGUCAGCUUAUCCAGUUCUCAGUCAGGAGUAGGAAUGCUGAAUGAUAGUCUGUGUGGAGGGAUGCAACUCCUACCAGAUCCCCUUUUCUCCAUUCCCACAGACAAUACCUACCUGCUGGCAGUCACUGCUGCUGACAAUGGCCGUAUAUUCCUAGCUGGAAAGGAUGGGUGUCUGUAUGAAGUUGCCUAUCAGGCCGAGGCAGGUUGGUUUAGUCAGCGAUGCAGGAAGAUCAAUCAUUCUAAAAGUUCCUUGUCAUUCCUCAUCCCAUCGUUGCUGCAGUUUACUUUUUCUGAAGAUGAUCCAUUGGUUCAGGUUGCCAUUGACAACUCCAGAAACAUCUUGUAUACUUGCUCUGAGAAGGGAGUCCUGCAGGUGUAUGACCUAGGGAUUGAUGGCCAAGGGAUGAGCCGAGUGGCUUCCUUAUCCCAGAAUUCAUUAGUUUCUUCAGCAGGUAACAUAGCCAGGACCAUAGAUCGGGCAGUGUUCAAACCAAUUGUGCACAUUGCCGUGAUUGAGAGCUCAGAGUCUGUGGAUUGCCACCUGUUGGCUGUGACACAUGCAGGUGUGCGGCUAUAUUUCAGCACAAUGCCCUUCAAGAAUCCAUCUGCAAGACCCAGCAUGCUGGUGCUGGUACAUGUACGACUGCCACCAGGAUUUUCUGCUUCAGCCAUGCCACAGAGGCCCUCCAAGGUCCACAAAGCUCUGUAUAUGAAAGGUGUUCUACUCUUGGCUGCAUCUGAGAACGAUGAUAAUGAUGUCCUUUGGUGCAUCAAUCAUGACUCUUUUCCCUUCCAGAGGCCACUGAUGGAAGUACAGAUGACAGCAAACAUUGAUGGACACUCAUGGGCCCUCUCCUCCAUUGAUAACUCUCAGCCUCAGAAGGUCGUUACACCCCUCAACAAAGACCGUGUUCCUCUUACAGACCCACCAGUUGUGAUACAUCAGCAUUUAAUUCCACCCAAAAGGUUCAUUCUUCUCACUGCACAGGGAAGCCACUUCUUUCACAAGUUGCGUCCAGUGGACCAGCUCCGUCACCUGCUGGUGAGCAAUGCAGGUGGAGAAGGUGAAGAUGUUGAACGUUUUUUCAAACUGUAUCGGGAAGAACAAGCUUGUGCAUCAUGUCUUAUCCUUGCCUGUUCAACUGCAGCCUGUGAUCGUGAGGUCUCAGUGUGGGCAACUCGUGCUUUCUUCAGAUAUGGUGGAGAAGCACAGAUGCGUUUUCCAGCAGCCAUUCAGCAGCCAAUAAAUGUGGGACCUAUCUUUAGCUCACCACAUGCAGGUUCCACAAUGCCUCCUGGGAGUCCAUUCUCCAGUCCCAGUCUCUCAGCCAUUCCAGCUUCAGGUUUGAAGCCUGUGGGAAUGUCGACUCCUCUCUUUUCUCCUGGGAGCCCUGCACUCUACAGUGGGGUUUCUCUGCCCACGACCCCCACCAUGUCUGGACCCGAGGUUGUAUUUUCUGGAAAACAUAAUGGGAUUUGCAUCUACUUCACUCGGAUCUUGGGGAGUAUUUGGGAUAGCAGCAUUGUGAUGGAGCAGUCCAUGCAGCACUACAGGCAGCAGGCAAUAAUGUUGGAGAGCAGCGUUUCUGCAAAGGUUCUAGCAAAUGUUCUACUGGAACUCAAUGGAUUACGGGAUUUCCUUGAUAGGAACUCGCAGUUUGGGUCUGGAAGUUUGGGAAAUGUGAGUUUUAGUGCAUCUAAUGUACCAAAGCGGCUGCUAGGAUUUAUGCGACCUGAUGGAGGCUCACAGCAAGUUCAACAGGAGCUUCAACGAAAGUAUCAUACUGAAGCGCAGGCCUAUGAAAAGCUGUCGAUGCAGGGCAUGCAACAACUAAUCCAUUACACCAGCCAAACUCUGGCAUUGUGGAAGCUACUGUGUGAUCAUCAAUUCAGCAUUGUCAUUGGAGAUUUACUGAAGGAACUCCAGGAGCAGUUGAAAACAACACCUUUUCGGGACUUGGUUAUCCGGGGGAAGGAGUUAUGUGGGGCACUGAUCAGCUCACUCAUAAAUAGAUACAUAGGAGACAAUGCCUCAGUUGAUGCCAUCAGUAAACAUCUGAGAGAAACCUGCCCAUUGCUAUACAGCAGUGAUGAUGCACUUUGCUCCAAGGCGAAUGAGCUGCUGCAGAGUGCACGGCAGAUUCAGAAUAAAAUGGAGAAGGAGAAGGCCUUGAAAGAGUCCUUGCGGCUAUAUCAGGAAAUUGGACACCAGGUUGACCUUCCCAGCGUGUGUACACAGUUUAGACAAGCACGUUGUUAUGAGGCUGUGGCUGAAUUAUGCCUUAGUGCUGCUGAGAAGAAAGAUCCACAGGGAUUAGGGCUUCAUUUUUACAAGAAUGGAGAGCCGGAGGAAGAUCAUGUGGGACAGCAAGCCUUCCAGGAAAGGGUGAAUUGUUACAAGUGCAUCUCAGACACACUACAGGAGCUGGUUAACCAGAGUAAAGCAGCUCCACAGUCUCCGAGCGUUCCAAAACUACCUGGACCGCCAGUUCUCUCAUCUGAUCCCAAUAUGCUGAGUAAUGAGGAGGCAACACAACAUUUUGAACAGAUGUUGAAGCUUGCACAGUGCUCGACAGAUGAACUCUUCAAUAUUGCCCUCUUCAACUGGCUGAUCCAGGUUGAUCUGACAGACAAACUAUUGGAGGUAAAUUCACCAUAUCUUGAACCAUAUUUAGUUCGGAUGGCAAAGCACGAUCAGAACAGAGUUCGCUAUAUGGAUCUGUUGUGGAGAUAUUAUGAGAAAAACAGAAAUUUCAGCAAUGCUGCACGAAUUCUGGCUCGCCUUGCAGACAUGCACAGCACCGAAAUUUCGCUGCAACAGAGGAUUGAGUAUAUAUCUCGGGCCAUCCUCAGUGCUAAAAGCUCCACAGCAACAUCAUCACAGGCAGCUGAUGGCGAGUUUCUGCAUGAACUGGAGGAGAAAAUGGAGGUAGCCCGGAUACAGCUCCAGAUUCAUGAUACUCUGGCACGCAAUUACUCCCAGCACCCCUCCGUGCAGGAGGCCAUCUCUCAGCUUGAUUCAGAGCUCAUGGACAUCACCAAGUUGUAUGGAGAGUUUGCAGACCAUUUCCAUCUCUCAGAAUGUAAACUGGCCAUCAUCCAUUGUGCAGGUCACUCAGACACAAUCCUGGUGCAGGCACUUUGGCAAGAAAUUAUUGAGAAAGAGUUGGGUGACAGCAGGUUGAUGAGUUCCAUGGAUCGGAUGCAGACUCUGAGUAUGAAACUUGUGUCACUUGGAAAAGUUUAUGCUGGGACCCCACGCUAUUUCCCACUUGAGUUCUUGGUGCAGUAUCUGGAACAGCAAUCGUGUGUGCUGUCCUGGGACACAGGCUUUGUAACUUACACCAUGCAGGAGAUAGGAAUAUCCUUUCCGAGACUGCUGGAGAUGUACACACAACUCUUCAAAACACGGGAUCCUUAUUGGCAGAGGGUUAAAAAGCCCCUCCACUUGCUGGAGUGCAUUCAUGUUCUUCUCAGUGCUUAUGUGCAAGAACCCACCAAAGUUGCAGUCCAUGAGAGGCGACGUUUCACUAACUACUGCCUGGAUGUGAUUGGUCGGUUCCUUGUCGAGCUUCAGUCAAUGAGCCCCACUUGUGCCUUACAGACAACAAUUGGAAAUUUCAAAUCGUUACAAUCUAAGCUUGAUCGCCUGCAAUGACAACCGGAGCACUGCAAAACACAGACAGACACACACACACACACACACAUAAACACACACACACACACACACACACACAUGUUAUUGUACGUCUCCAUGAGUCUGCACAAUAUUGCCAUCCAGUUGUACUCUACAUCAGCUGGUAUUUCAUAAACCAGCGUUCUGGAUUUUCCAGCAAACCAAAAUGGCACAUAUUCAGCCUGGGUAUCGAUUCUGCUACUGAACACAUUCUGAAAGAGCAGAGUUUGCAUUGCCAAGGUGACUCACUAUAUGCAUUCCUGCUCCAGAGAUCCUAAUGAAUAUCUCUCAUGGAAGAGGUGCUACCUAUGUCAGCUCUAUCUCAAUUAAGACAUCGGGACACAAUCCAAUUCCCUUGUUUUUAUGUACUCAGUUUAAAAAGUAUUAAUUUUAAUGUAAAUUAGUUUUCUGCUGAAAUUUAAUAAAAGUGAACCUUG
Messenger RNA from Hypanus sabinus (Atlantic stingray), 4951 nucleotides. It is a transcript of the gene nup155, whose product is annotated as nucleoporin 155. Lineage: Eukaryota; Metazoa; Chordata; Chondrichthyes; Myliobatiformes; Dasyatidae. The transcript is spliced from 35 exons. Gene Ontology annotation, cellular component: nuclear pore; nuclear pore inner ring. The record is from RefSeq and is a predicted model, not a curated record. The coding region runs from base 327 to 4496 and encodes 1389 amino acids. Gene Ontology annotation, molecular function: structural constituent of nuclear pore. Gene Ontology annotation, biological process: protein localization to nuclear inner membrane; transcription-dependent tethering of RNA polymerase II gene DNA at nuclear periphery; protein import into nucleus.